Molecule: messenger RNA, 464 nt
Organism: Rhizopus microsporus ATCC 52813
Lineage: Eukaryota; Fungi; Mucoromycota; Mucoromycetes; Mucorales; Rhizopodaceae
Exons: 2
Coding region: 44-205 (53 amino acids)
Source: RefSeq, a predicted model, not a curated record
CCAGUUCUCACAGCCCGAGGGACCACAUGUUGCUGCCGAUGUAAUGGCUCGUCACCUGCAAAACGUAUUCUCAGGUGCUACACUACCCACUACUAGGCUCACUGCUCCACAUAUCCCACAAGGUCCUCAUCCAGUUACUCCUGAUGUCUGUCCCAUUACUGAGUACAGUACGUUAUGCCUUGUUGCGUCGUUUGUCUCGACGUAAAGCUCCUGGGGCUGACCAUCUACGUACCGAGAUGCUAUUACCAAUAACCGAAGUCAUUGUCCCAGUGAUUACUCUUUUGUUUCAACUUUGUUGGAAAUGGUCUUGCGUCCCUCGCUUGUGGUGCACUGCCCAGGUAGUCCCCAUCUCCAUUAUGCGCAAGCUCCUUGAGCUUUGCCUUCAGUCAGAACUUGAGAAUACAGCUCCUACACUUGAUCCUGUACAAGAUGGAUUCAGACGUCAACGAAGCGCUCUAGAUCAA